CCUCUACGGUUGGAACUAAUCUAACGUCACCUUGUUUCCCGGGUCAACAAUAGCUGACGGACCAGCCGCCCGGGACAGCUCUUCCUGUGACAACAUCAAUAUAAUUAUCACAACCUCUCCGGAAUUAUUUACCUUUGAACGAUUAUAUAAGCUUAUUGCAAUGUGAUAUCUGGGGCCGCAUACAAUGGAGGAAUAUAGUUCUGAAGUCAAUGGGGCGCCUCUCUCCCUCUCCUGUCUACGUCUGCUGGUUCCGCCGAUUCGACUGAUCUCGGCGGCCGUCUGGCAGACAGUGAAGCAGAAGGCGGUGCUGGAUUAUGGGAUGCUGGAGGAGUUUGUUUACAUGGUCACUGAUAUGGUGCCCCAUCUCCUGAAGGCGAGACAGAGGGCCGAACUGAUCUUCGGCCUACGAGCACGGCUGAUUCUGGAGCUUUGUCGCUCGGAGGAAACUUCAGACGCUAAGAUCAUUCAGCCCCAUCUAGACCGGAUGCAGCAUCUUCUGUCCAUGUGGGAUGUAGAGGUUCAUAAUGCCGGUGUGGAAAUAUCAGAUUCCCAUUUCCUGGGUCUUGUGCAAAGUCUCCUCAGAGAUCCUGCUGAGCGAGAUCGGUUUUUCAAGGAUGUUUUCCCAGAAGAAUUUGGCCCGAUGUAUGACAAAGCGAUACAAACACUGAUGUGGCAAUUCCUCUCCAGACUGGAGGAACUGCUUCCCGUCCAAACGGUACAACAGGUUGCGUCCCUGCUCGCUGAUUCCUCAUCGGUUCUUCAGGACAGCAUGGAGUCUGUGUUUCAUCUGCAGGAGCUCAAACCCUUGCUGGAAAGCCAAAAAGAUGUCAAUGUGCUGGAGGACGGCGACUCCUCCAGCGACACGUGCAUUCUGCCCGCGCUCUUCCUCCCCCCCGUGGGGCGGCCGGUGGUCGCCGCUGAACUGACGGAGCCGAUGGCCGAGGGGGCCCUGGUCUACACGGUGGACGCCGGCCUGGGGGUGGAGGUGGUGGAGACAGAGGAGACGGAGGGGACGGACAUCUACAUCGGGGAGAGCGGGAGCGAGGUGGCGCCGGCGGCGGAAGAGCAGUGGUUCGCUCUGGGCGCGGAGGAGACGGCGACGGGGCCGGCGGACGAGGUGGCGCCCGGCCUCGACGCGGCGGCGGCGGCGGUGGCGGUCCCGGCAAAGGUCACGGUGGAGAUGGAGGCGGAGACGGAGGAGGGGCGGCAGCGCCAGGAAGCGGAAGCGGAAACUGAGGCCGGCGCCGACGUCCCGCUCGGCGAGUGUCUCAAAUCGUCCACGCUGGAGUGCUUCGUGCUGCUGCAGAGGCUCAACGCCGAGGGGGGCUCGCCGACGCGGCCGGUGAGACGCAACCGCGGCCUCAAGAUGCAGAUGUACCUGGAGGAGCGGCGGAGGGGCGGCCAAGCGCCGACGGAGAGCGACGCGGUCGAUAAAACCGACUACCUGCUGCCGCAGCAACAACGACGCGCGAACGGGCCCACCGAGAAACCCGCCUUUCGUUGUACGGCCUGCAGCAAGGAGUACCGGAGAGCCGCGACGCUGCUCCGGCACAAGUGUGCGAACCGGAGCCCCUCCGAGGACGGGCCGGGCUCGUCGUUGAAGGAAGAGGAGGAGGAGGAAGGCGCCCUGGGGAAAGAGGCGUCCGCCGACGGGGAGAACCAGGAGCAGGCCCCCGUCAGCCCUGGGGGCGCCGGCCAGGGGUCCGUGUUCUCCUGCCCCCACUGCAGCGUGGAGUUCAAGUGCAAGCAGACGUUCCGCUGCCACCUGAGAAACAUCUGCUACAGCGGGCAGCUGGUGGACCCCGAGGGGCCCGGCGGCGGCGGCGCCAAGCGCUGCUUCCCCUGCGACGAGUGCGGCAAGGCCUUCCGCUACAAGUCGACGCUGGACUCGCACAAGCACACGCACAACCCGCUGUACUGCGACGUGUGCGCCAAGCUGGUGCGCGACGCCGAGGCGCUGGCCAUGCACAAGGCGUCGCACACGCCCUUCCAGUGCAACCUGUGCGCCGACAACUUCCGCGUGUUCAAGGAGCUGCACAAGCACUACGUGGACGCGCACAGCCCCCGCCUGCCCUUCGACUGCGGCCACUGCGGCGCGGGCUGCGGCAGCCUGAAGCGGCUGAUCCGCCACGAGUGGAAGCACACGGGCCACCAGCCCUUCCAGUGCCCGCACUGCCCCAAGCGCUUCCGCUCCUACUCGGACCUGCAGGAGCACCAGAAGAAGCACACCAAGGCCUACCCCUUCCUGUGCUGGGAGUGCGGCAAGAAGUUCCGCCACAACGUCACGCUGACGCGCCACGUGCAGCGCGAGCACCGGCCGGGCCAGGACCCUGCCGAGAAGGCGCGGCCGCCCGGCUUCGUGUGCACCCACUGCAGCAAGAGCUUCACGGCGCGCCGCUGCCUCCUGCGCCACGUGGACUUCUACCACAUGGGGCUGGGCCACCCGUGCUCCCACUGCGGGAAGGGCUUCUCGGGGAAGGAUGCGCUGGUGCGCCACAUGCUGAUCCACACCGGGGAGAAGCCGUACAAGUGCGACGACUGCGACAAGUGCUUCCGCUCGGCGUCGGAGCGCAAGGUGCACGGCCGCUACCACACGGGCGAGCGGCCGUUCCGGUGCAAGGUGUGCCUGAAGGGCUUCGUGCAGUCGUGCUUCCUGACGCUGCACAUGCGCACGCACACGGGCGAGCGGCCGUACCCGUGCGCGGCCUGCCCCAAGGCCUUCUCCAGCCUGCACGGCCUGAAGAGACACAAGAGGCUGGUGCACGCGUAAACAGGAGCGGGCGGGGAUGAAACUAGGAUUGUUUUGACGAUGUUGGGCGGUUGUCUGACGUUUGUCUGGCGUUUGUUAAACAGUUCUUUGACGAUUGUUUGACGAUUGUUUUCAUAAUUGUUUGAUUUUUUGACGAGAGGAGGAAAGGUCCGGUGCUUUAAGAGGAUAUUCUUUGCGUUGCUUUUGGUAAUGGCCGACUCACUCGCAGCUAGUUUUGGUUUGUUAUUGUUUGGAGUUAUUGUCUGUAUGUCUGUGAGAGUUCUCGAAAUGUUUGGUUCUAGAAUUGAAUUAGGGAAGAAAUGGAGAAGAGCUUUUGUAAACAAAGGACAUCUGAAUAAAUCAAUUUGAAAUCAA
This is a messenger RNA of Gadus morhua (Atlantic cod), 3124 nucleotides long. Its product is annotated as zinc finger protein 418. Gene Ontology annotation, biological process: regulation of DNA-templated transcription. The record is from RefSeq and is a predicted model, not a curated record. Lineage: Eukaryota; Metazoa; Chordata; Actinopteri; Gadiformes; Gadidae. The transcript is spliced from 7 exons. Gene Ontology annotation, molecular function: RNA polymerase II cis-regulatory region sequence-specific DNA binding; DNA-binding transcription factor activity, RNA polymerase II-specific. The coding region runs from base 185 to 2770 and encodes 861 amino acids.